GCUCAUCGUACAUCUAAACAGCUUUCAACUACCAUCCAUGCAUCACGCACUUGAAAUCUCGGAGGUGAUUCAACUGGUCCUGAGCCACGUAGAUAACCACUGGGCCUUAGAGAACCUGGCUCAAGUAUCCAAGGCGUUCCACGAGCCCGCAAUCAAUGCGCUGUACUCUGAGCUAGACUUUUGGUUCGAGAUUCUCAGGUGUCUUCCUCAAGACCUGAGAAAAUUCAAGCAAGAGGAGAGGCCUGAAGGUGCAUUUUGCGGAAACUGGCAACCUCCGUGGACUAUAGUACGUCGCUCACUUCUCGAGCGAAACCCUCUUCAUUACUAUCUCACUGGGGCACAGUCAUUUCGUCGGAAGAUGACAGAGGAGGAAUGGGCCCUGCUCCGAAGUCGUGCUGCGAACGUCCAUAGCAUUGGGGUUCGUGAUACUGGUCGUGAUGAAGUAGAUCCCAAGGAGUGGCACAUGUAUAGCCAUCAAAGCCCAUUCGCUGCCGCUGCGAUGACUUAUCAGCUUGAUCAGUCCGUGAUUGACGCGUUCAUGACGGCUCCUCAGUGCCUACUGUUUCCUAGCCUGCGGGUACUCACGCUAGGACACGGAUGCCCACCUGCAAUACUGCCCAUGUUUCUUCCUCCAUGCCUUCGCCGGCUUCGUUUAUCCAUCAAUGCAAUCUCGGAUAUUGCUCGCCUUCCUUUAUCCAUCACAGAACUCUGUCCAGCCGUCGACUCGUUCUCAUGCCAUGGUCAUCCUCUCCGCAACCUAGAUGUCUCAUGCCGCUUCAUUAGCGGCUGGAAGCAUCUCCGCUCCAUAACGGGUGUAGUUCCUUUGGAUACCCACAUGUGGAAACACCUCACCUCUCUGGAGAGUCUGAAAACACUAGAGGUCCACACGUUCACACCAUAUUCGCGCCCUUGGUUUGGUACUAACAUCAGCUGUCUCCGAGAAAUUGACAACCUCAGCCUUACAAGCGGUAACUUUAAAGGUGCCGCCGACUCUCUCGAGGGCCUACUCUGCUCUGACGGCCGCUCAACUAAAGCCUCAGUCCGGCAGCUAACAAUCAAUACCACCCCAUCUUUCGAGUUUCCAGAGACUUCUCUACUAGAUCUGACAAAGACCUUGACAGAGAUCAUCUCUACAAAAGCCGUGAGGGAGCUGCAGGCCUGUGGGCGCGGUUAUAUGUACUCCCGCGACGAUUCCCACUCACUCACCUUUUACAACGCGCUCCUUCCCUUGACGACCUUCGCCAA
This is a messenger RNA of Coniophora puteana RWD-64-598 SS2, 1245 nucleotides long. RefSeq lists its product as uncharacterized. The annotation marks the transcript as partial. The transcript is spliced from 2 exons. The record is from RefSeq and is a predicted model, not a curated record. Lineage: Eukaryota; Fungi; Basidiomycota; Agaricomycetes; Boletales; Coniophoraceae.